This is a messenger RNA of Cololabis saira (Pacific saury), 2770 nucleotides long. RefSeq names its product cold shock domain containing C2, RNA binding b (gene csdc2b). The transcript is spliced from 4 exons. The coding region runs from base 439 to 906 and encodes 155 amino acids. The record is from RefSeq and is a predicted model, not a curated record. Gene Ontology annotation, cellular component: cytoplasm. Gene Ontology annotation, molecular function: mRNA 3'-UTR binding. Lineage: Eukaryota; Metazoa; Chordata; Actinopteri; Beloniformes; Belonidae. Gene Ontology annotation, biological process: regulation of mRNA stability.
CACUGGAACUGUCGCAGCGCAUCACGCCAUCGGAAUCUCCGGCAGCUGCGCAGGCGCAGACGCAGCAGCUCCGUCACAUCAGGCGUCUCCGCCGCGCUGCAUGCGCGGACUCCGCCGACUUAUAUAUUUAAUUACUAGUUAUAUAAUCCACGGCGGGUCUAAGAUCACCGUACACCGACCCUUCUCAACCUCCAAACAGCAUCCCAUUCACAUGUGCUCUUGACAGACUUGAAUUGACGUCUCUGGCCUGGAUAAGUGCCGAGCAUCCCUCAGCGAGGCAAGGCCCCCCCGAGCAGACGAACUCACAGCCGAGGACGGACGCUGGUGCUGGUUGAACAUCAGCAGACUGCAGCCUGAGGAGCAGCAGCAGUAACUGGCUGGGAGGGACGCUUCUACACACCACCCUCGCUCAUCCUACAUCCGUCCAUCACACAUAACAUGACGGACCCCAGCCUCAGGUCGCCUUCUGGGACCCCGCUGCGCUCCCCCAACACGUCUCUCAGCCUCUCCUUCCCCUUCCUGAGGGAGGGGAACCGGGUGUGGGAGGAUGGGAAGGAGCCACAGCUGCCGCAUGACCUGCCGAGCCCACUGCCAACCAAACGCACCCGCACCUACUCAGCGACGGUUCGCGCUCACUCAGGGCCAGUUUCCAAGGGCGUAUGUAAGAACUUCUCCAGAUCACAAGGCCACGGUUUCAUCCAGCCGGUUCAUGGUGGAGAAGACAUCUUUGUUCACAUCUCAGACAUCGAGGGGGAGUAUGUUCCAGUCGAGGGAGAUGAAGUCACGUUCAAAGUAUGCCGGGUUCCACCAAAGAACGUGAAAGUGCAGGCGGUGGAGGUGAAGAUCACACAUCUCAACCCAGGGACCAAACACGAGACCUGGUCCGGCCAGAUCAUCAGCUCGUAGGACCCGCGUGGUGGGCGUGGUGGACGCCGGCGCUCAGGGCUGCAUUGAGGACGGGGGAAGGUGGCAGAUUUACUCUGGAACUCACUACUUUCUUUUUUGCCGAAAUGUCAAAUUAUUUUUCAAAAGAUGUUUUAUCCUCCACAGACAUGUCCUCGGUGUUGCUAAGCAUUAAUGGUUAAGUUGAUGUUGACAGUCACUCAUUCACUCACUCACACAGCUGUUCUGUCCCAAACUCCACUGACCUGAAGAAUUUGCUUCACUGGUGACACACACAAAAAAACAAACUAUUGUUAGAGAUAAGAAACGUCUUUGUUUAUUUAUAUUUAAACAAAAUCAACCUGGGGAUAGGACUGUAAAUUGACAGGUUCUCCCUGCUGAGCGUUUGUCAGUAUCACUUGUUGAGUUUAUGUGUCGUUCAGAUGAUUUACUGCAACUUUAUCUGCUGUAGGAAGUGUAGACGUAUGAGAGAUGAAAGAAAACACUGGAUGUAAAAGAGAUUUGAAUGACUUUGUGGCUGAGGUAAAAAAAAAAAAAGGAAAAAAAAAGGACGUGCUGGCAAGUUGACAAUCCCAAGAGCAGUGAAGCUGUUCCGCAUUACAAACCCCACAAGUACUUUUAUAUUUCCAGCGCUGACAGGACGUCUCAUGACCUCCUUUUGGUUACAGAUCAACUUUUUUAGAAUAUCAUCUGACAAACGCAGGAAAGUUUGUGGGGAAAUUUAAGAGGGAAAUGAAACAAAGUUUGAUGUGAAACUUUAGUGAAAUAUAGGGAUUUGCUUCGGCUGAGGAGACGACUGCAGCUCAGACGGACAGGUUUUCUUUAAAUCUCCCGCAUUAUGCAGUUUAGAUCCCUGUUCAUAUGAUCCAGUACCACAACAGAGCUGAUUUACUCUGAUCCUGACUCCAAAAACUCCCAUGGUCUGUUAGAUCAGACAGCCAUAGUCUUCCUUUUGAUGUGUGGUGUGUUGACGACCAUGUCCGUCCUGCUCCUCCCCUGCUCCCCGCUCACUCUGCGGUUCCUAAAGCCAAUCAGACACGUUACUGCCAACCACGCACCUCGCUGACACACUCAGUUGGAGGAUGUUUGUCUUUGGCCGACCCCACCCGGGUUACGGGUGACCGAGCUGCGUUAACUCAGAGGACCUUCUGCAUAGGAUUAUUUUGCUUGCAUGAGCAGUAAGUUAAUUUAAAAAAGAAAGAAAAUAGAGAAAAAAUUUCCUGCUUAAUCUGUAUUGCACCUCUUAAAUUUACAGGAAGACGUAUGUUGCAGUUUUUGAAAGUAUAAUAUGGGGCCAAAAGCAUCAAAAAGCCACUUCAGUUUAAGGAGAAGAAAGGAGAAAAAAAAAUCAUACUUUUUAUCGUAUCGUCUGUUUGUGGUUAUUUAUUUGUUGACUUGUUUGUGUGUGUCUUGAGAUUGCAGGCUUUACAUUUUGAAUAAUGCGGUUGAAACAUGUCCUUCCUCUAUGUAAACAGCCACAGUAGCUCAGAAACCACGGCCACGUCUCGUCAGACUGGCGUGAAAAAGACUUUUGAAAGCAUGUAUGUGUGUGCUGAGUGGGCUGGUGUGGUCGUGAGCCUCACAACUACACGGCUGAUGCCAACUAUCACACAGUAUGUAGUUAUUCAGGUUAUAUUCUUCACUGUAGGUCAUUUACCUUUAGAGUUUGUGCUCCAUAGAGUCUCUAUGCAUCUUUCUUCCUGUCGGUGUCACUGUCUCAAUUUAUUCCACGUGAAAUUUUGUCAUUUUUAAUCACACGAAAAGAUACUUUUAAGUGACUUUCUGUGGACGAGCCACUGAGGUGGCGAUGCUCCUUGUGCUCUAUUUCACUUUUAUUCUCAAAAGGAUAUUAAACUAUGAUUCAUGA